AUGCGAUCACUGCUGGAAGUAUUGUCGAACAGUAUGUCCAGAAGAUAUCUGGUUAGUGGGAAGUUGGAAAACAAUGGUCGAGAGUUGAACGUCAAGGAAUUUGGCGAACGAGUUGCGUACGUGAAUGCUAUGGAUGCAUAUCCAUGGCUCACCGUAGCUCAGACCUUGCGCCUAGCAAGCUCAUUCAUCUCACCGACUACUAAUGCUUUCAAAAGCACUGAGAUGGUCGAGCAACUGAUCGAGACCCUAGCUUUGUCGCCGUAUCGCAAUUUCUUGUGUGGCGAAUUGGGCAGAACCGAGAAGCAGCGGCUGAAACUUGCAAUAGAAAUUUUGAAGGAUACCGAUGUGCUGCUGACGGACAAUGUGACCAAAGAUAUGGAUCUGUACGAUAUGGCGUUUGUUAUUGAUUACGUGCGUGACUGGGCCAUCAAGCUCAGUCGAACAGCUGUUAUGGCUAUUCAGCCACCAACCCUGGAAAUUUUAACCAUGUUCCGUAAAGGCAAUGAUAAUAAUAAAUAG
Gongylonema pulchrum is the source of this 519-nucleotide messenger RNA. The record is from the annotation of a GenBank genome assembly. NCBI's taxonomy places the organism in Eukaryota, Metazoa, Nematoda, Chromadorea, Rhabditida, Gongylonematidae.